CGCUCGGGGUGGCGCGGGGAGCGCCGCGGGCCAGCGGCAGCGCUCAGCUGCCGGGGCCCGCCCUGCCCGCGGAGCAGCGGCACGAGGGAGCGGCUGGCUGGCCUGGGGCCUGGUGACCGGGACACCUUUCUGCUUCGGUUUUGGCCAACUUUGGUUUUCAUUACAAUGGAAUUUUUCCUCUCCAUGAUGGCAAGAAAGAACCUCUUCCUCAGCCUCCUGCUCUGCUACAGCCUGUUUAGGGCUGCUGAUUCCCACUUGGUCAUUGAGGAGAAGACAGAAUGCAAUCUGUCCAGGAGGAGCAAAAUGGACCUCUCAGAUCUUCCACCCAUCUCCAUAGUAGAUUUAACUACAAAAUCCCAGAAAGUCAGCAGGAAAGAGGCAGAGAACAAGAAAUCUUCCAAGAAAAAUGCUAAACGCAAGAUAUCUCCAAAGCCAAGGCCUUCACCUGCUGCUAACUGUGUGCCAACUUUCAAAACCUGCAAGCCACACUUGAAUUCCUGCUGUCACUACUGUGCUUUGUGCAAAUGCCGAAUCUUCCAGACGAUCUGCCAGUGCCUGAUGUUAAACCCCAAGUGUUAAGCCGAGUCAGAAACACAGCAGGCCUUCUGUCUUUCAUUAGCUUCUCAAGUGCAUAUUUCAAAUUUCCCCAUGUCUAUAGUAAUCAAAAUAGAGAGCUCUGAAGCUUGAAUUUACAAUUUACCCCUCUUAAAAUUUAAUGGACAGUCAUUAUUAUGGGGUUCGUGUUACCACAAGCUGGAUGUUAUUUCAGGGAGCAGACAAGCAGGGAGAUUGGCUCUGAUUAGGCAGUUGUAGCAAAAGAGCUGUGUUUUAUCAUGAAUUCUGGAUUUCUGUGGGUUUGAGCUUUUAUUUGAAGGGUCAUAUUAAUGGCAGUCCGCAGAAUUGUCUAACCAGCACCACAAAACCUGCCCCCGCAGCACCCAAAUGGCCACUAAAACAGGACUGGUUGGGCCAGUAGAGGGAUUAGAGCUUGUCUUUGCCCACAGGGACAUCACCAGCCUUCAGCACAGCCAAAGUAUCAGGCUGAAAAUGCAGGGUUUGGGUUUAACUCCAUUUUCACAUACUCAACAAAAAAUCAGGACAAGAAUUUAUGUAGGUUAUUCCACCUGAAAAGAUGGACCCAAGGCUAUAAGGACAUUUUUUAAUCAUUCUCAGCUAAGCAUCCACCUUCAGGGGUUUUGGUCAUUCUGCCACCAGGAAACGGUGUCAUACUCCCAUAUGACAUACAUAUAUACUUAAAACUUGAAUGUGUCCAUGCCUUGGAAUAUAAAAAUCAGAUUUUUUUUUUUUUCUCCAGACCUAUGUGUAGGAAUCAACUCUUCAGCCUUUCUUCUUCUGCUGCCAGGGACACUGCCCAAAAGCAGGAAGACAUAUCUGGGACUUUGAGGAAGAAAGGAAAGAUCAGCAAAAGAUGAAUGUAUGUCCCACAUGUACAUCUUGAAGCAAACCAUUCCAAGCAAUCAAUUCUUUGCCCUUUCUUGCUGCAGGAGCUGCAGUUCAGGCAGGAAUGUCCAAGAGCUGCAGCAAUCAGGGGAAAAACAUAUGUCACAUGCUGUAUCAAGACUUAAAGGCUCAGAAAGAGAUGGCUGAAGCUCAAGGCAACAGAAGAUUUCUUUCUCUUGUUCUUGAAACUCUUUGCCUUAAAUUUGAGGUAUCCAAAUGGCACAGAAGGAAAACCCUUCUUGGUUAAACUCCCAGGAGAGCAAGGAGGGAGCAGACCCAGAAAACGUCCCUGCCACUGAAGAUUUUAUUUGCCAGACUCCAGCUCUUGCUUUUUACUUCCUCUGUUCUGUACCUACAGUGUCUUUCUCCUGCUCCCUUACUGUUUUUAAUUCUGUGCCACUUCCUUGUUUUUAGCGUUUUCCCUUUAUCCAACUGCUAUUUUUAGUUACCACAGGAGCACUCCAGGGCUAACCCACAUCUCCCAUAUUCUCUCCACCUGCCUGCUCCAGGGUCCCUUCCAGUGCUCUUUAGCUUUCACAACCAGAUUUUUCCAGCCAUGAAUUUCUAAUCAGGAUAUCAGGAAUUUUCUAAUCCCCUAUGCAGGUCUAAAUGAGAAGACAGUUGUUUACUGAUUUAUUUCUAAACACAGCUGAGGGCUACAAAAAUCUUCCAGGCAGGCAGGAAACGAUGAUACAGAUGACACUCCAAAGGGCCUCAAGCCAUAUAAAGGUUUUGUUGUUUUUUUUUUUUUAAUUAUAAUAAUUAGUUUAAAGCCCAGAACUCAAAACUAAGGUCAGAUAUUGACAGAAAUUUUUGUUCAUACUAGAUAUAUGUAUAGUUCUCAGAUGAAUCUAAGAAAGAGCCCUAAUGAUGACAGAAUGUCAUUGUGUUCUUUAUCUUUUAUAAGGCACAUCAAUUGACAUGUCUGAUAUAAGCUUGAAUUCUUGUAAAUAUAUGUGUGUCUUUAGCCAGAUUUCUUGGCUGAGGAAUCUGUAAGCCACUCAGUUGUGAAAAAGGAGAUGAGAAGGAAGAGCAAUACAUUAUAAUGGAUUUCAGAAUGUGGCUUCUUCUUUUACUAGGUAAAGAUUUAGGUUCCAUCAUUUUUUUUUUUGAAAAUUCUCAUAACUAUAACAAACUGUUGUUGAUUUGAUGCCUUAAGUUUUAGCUUUCAUAUUUUUCAGACGCUGUACUGCAUUAGUAUAUAACUCUGAACUUCAUAUAAAGUGUUGGCAAGUUCUCCUCACAGUUCAGUCAGACAAAACAAUCCUUUUCAGCCCCAGAACCAAGGACACUGCUGCAGCUUCAGGCCCGAAAAGUGUAAACAACAAAAAGGCCCAAAAGGCCCAAAGGGUGUAAACAACAGCAAACUGAGCAGAGCAGGCUGGGAGGAUGGGACUGCAUAACCUGAAGCUGUAGUUGGACAAUUAACCCCAACAUGGAAAUGGAUCAAAACUUACAAAAGUGUGAAAACUCGUGACCCAUCGUCCAUCCUGGCUGUAGCCUUGGCCAGGCUCUUGUACUGCCCAAGGUGCAUCCUUUGAAGGCCUUUUAAUAAAUCCCUACUUUAUUCCUUUAACACUGCCUGGCUCUGUUCCAGGUAGCCUCUCAAGGCAUGAGAUUGAUGCUAAAAACACACCAAUAAUCACACUACUUCUUAUAUGGAAACAAGAUCAUUUUCAUAACAGGAAGUCCAGCUGGUCAGAAAAAUUAUAUUUUACCAUGGUCAAGAGGUGUGGGAGCAGAGGGAAAGGAAGAAAGGAGAGCCAAAAAUCCAACAAACAGCUGCUCUCAACUGCAGCUGCCACUCCAGCUUUGCAGAACCUCAGAAUGGUUGAGGUCAGCAGAGACCUCUGGCAGCCAUCCAACUGGACCUGCUUGCCCAGGAGCACAUCCAGGCAGCUUUUGAACAUCUCCAAGGAGGGAAACUCCACCACCUCUCUGGGCAACCUUCCUGGUGCUUGGUCACCCUCACUCACCAUUAAAACAAGAAAAGGAAAUGUUUCCUAGUGUUUGACUCUCUGCAGUAUGGCCCUGCCUCUCUCGCACUGGGGAGCCCAAACUGGGACCCAGCAGUCCAGGGAUGAGCUCCACAGUGAGGAGCAAGGAGGGAUCCCCUCCUUGACCUGUGCUGACAAUGCUCUCAACACAGCCCAGGGCACAGCUCACCUUCUGGUGACUCUUGGUCAGCUUGGUGCUCCCCAGGUGCCCCAGGGCCUUUCCUGGCUCCCUGCUGGAGUUCCCCAGAGUGUCCUGGGCUUGUUCCUCCCCAGGGACAGGACUUUGUGCUCCUCCUUGCUGAGCUGUCCAGCCUGGCUCAGUCCCUCUGGACAGCAGCACAUCUCUCUGGCACAUCAGUGCUGUGUGCCCAGACACCUCUGAGAGCUCCCUCUGCCCCACCAUCCACAUCAUGAUGGAGAUGUGGCACAACUUUGGGCUCUCGGACAAGGAAAUCAAAGUGCCAAGACCCACCCAAGGACCUCCAGAGAUGGCAGCUGACCCAGACAAGGACAGGACUUAGGCAACGAAGGAAAAGGAAAAAAGCUGUCAAUGACAGUAAGGCAAUCUGUUUUUCAACAUAUAUGGACAUAGUUUUUAAUAUAGCAUCUAUCUGUAGUGUAUUUUUAAAUUUGAUUUAUUAAUAAGCCUUCUUUGUAACUGGAAUUGAUUAGAAAGAGGCUUUGCUUUCUUUGCUGUUCAUCUAUCACACCAGAGAAUACAUAUAAUCAAAUACUCUGAAACUGUCAUUAGCCUUAGUGACUUGACUUUUCUGGGUAAAGAUCACAUUGCAUGAGGUACUGACACAGGAUGCAGAAAUUAGCAAAAUAUGUACACCAAAAAUUUGCUUCAAUGUAUUUAGUUUGAGCGGUUAUUUAUACUGAGAGGAUGCUUGUCAGUGCAGGAGUCCCCCCGGGGUCCCAUCUGAAAUGUCAUCAGCACACAGAUGAUAAAACAUGCACAUGACAAAGAUGGAGUAUGUAACUUUAUCUGUCACACACCAAAAUAUCUCCACUGACACCUUACUGGAAUUCAAGUGUAGAGACAGUCUCAGGAAUGCUCUGUGACAGAGUCAUCGUCCUCCUAGAGACUAAUGGAAAUUUUACCCCAAUUACAGGUUAGUAGGAUGAAACACAAAUAAAUUACUGUUAACUUUUCCACA
This is a messenger RNA of Vidua macroura (Pin-tailed whydah), 4618 nucleotides long. RefSeq names its product agouti signaling protein (gene ASIP). The transcript has 4 exons. Gene Ontology annotation, cellular component: extracellular region. The record is from RefSeq and is a predicted model, not a curated record. Gene Ontology annotation, biological process: hormone-mediated signaling pathway; positive regulation of melanin biosynthetic process; melanosome organization. Bases 166 to 579 code for a protein of 137 amino acids. NCBI's taxonomy places the organism in Eukaryota, Metazoa, Chordata, Aves, Passeriformes, Viduidae. Gene Ontology annotation, molecular function: neuropeptide hormone activity; melanocortin receptor binding.